UAUCUUGUUUUAUUGCGCAUUUUUGAGUGGCAUGGAGGAGGCAGUGGCCACAAAGGAUGCAUUUGAAUGGUUCACAAGCUUUCCUAAGAUUGUCGAAGCUUGUGCAAUAAUUGUUCGUAUCACUAAUGACAUAGCUUCAAAGGAGCGAGAACAAAAGAGGGCACAUGUUGCCUCAACGGUAGAUUGCUAUAUGAAGGAAUAUGGAACAUCAAAAGAUGUUGCAUGCGAGAAGCUCCUAGGCUUUGUUGAAGAUGCAUGGAAGACUAUCAACGAGGAGCUCCUUAAUGCAACUGGAUUGUCGAGGGAAGUAAUUGAACUAUCACUCCACUCUUCGCGAUCUACCGAAUUGAUAUACAAGCAUGUCGACGCAUUCACAGAGCCUAAUACCACGAUGAAGGAAAAUAUAUUCUCUCUACUUGUUCAUCCUAUCCCCCUAUUUGAUGUGUAA
Messenger RNA from Zingiber officinale, 448 nucleotides. Its product is annotated as (S)-beta-bisabolene synthase-like. NCBI's taxonomy places the organism in Eukaryota, Viridiplantae, Streptophyta, Magnoliopsida, Zingiberales, Zingiberaceae. The record is from RefSeq and is a predicted model, not a curated record. The transcript has 2 exons. The coding region runs from base 32 to 448 and encodes 138 amino acids. Gene Ontology annotation, molecular function: terpene synthase activity; magnesium ion binding.